CGCCAGAAAGCGCGGUGCAGCUCCGCCUUCCUAGGUCCCGCCCUCCUUUGUUAUGCUUCUAUCCGGGUUGCAGGGUGCACAGUCCGCGGCCGUUUCCUGCCCUGGUGCAUGGUGGUCGGACGGAGGAAUUGUUGGAAAAUUGUGCCGGAGGGAAAAAUAUGCUUUUAGCCCAAAUUAAUCGGGAUUCCCAAGCAAUGGCCGAGUUUCCUGGAGGAGGUGGGGAAGCCCAGCACGUCACUCUGUGUCUUACAGAAGCCGUGGCAGAUGGUGAGAGCAUGGACACAAUGGAAGGCAUGAGUCUGCAGGCAGUCACCCUGGCCGAUGGUUCCACUGCCUACAUUCAGCACAACACCAAAGAUGGGAAAUUAAUAGAAGGGCAAGUCAUUCAGCUGGAGGAUGGUUCGGCUGCCUAUGUUCAGCACGUCCCUAAAGGCGAUGACCUGAGUCUGGAGGACGGGCAGGCGGUUCAGUUGGAAGAUGGCACCACAGCCUACAUCCAUCACUCGUCCAAAGACUCGUAUGAUCAGAGUUCAGUACAGGCAGUGCAGCUGGAAGAUGGCACGACGGCUUACAUUCACCACGCGGUGCAGGUCCCGCAGUCCGAUACCAUCUUGGCAAUUCAAGCGGACGGCACCGUUGCCGGGCUACACACAGGGGAAGCCUCCAUCGAUCCCGACACAAUCAGCGCAUUGGAACAGUACGCAGCAAAGGUGUCGAUUGAAGGAGGGGAAGGAGCAGGUAGCAACGCACUUAUAAAUGAAUCUGAAUCAGAAAAAAAAAUGCAGAUUGUAUUAAGCCAUGGUGCCCGUUUGCCCAUCAAAGCCCAACAGACUAACGAGAAGGCUUUCCGCUGUGACUACGAAGGCUGUGGGAAACUGUACACAACUGCCCAUCAUCUUAAGGUGCACGAGAGGUCACACACAGGGGAUCGUCCAUACCAAUGUGACCACGGCAGCUGCAGAAAAGCGUUUGCUACAGCUCCAGCGAGCCCUCGGAAGGACAAGGCUAAAGCUAGUGGUCCUUCCGAGGGAGAGGAUCACCUGCCGCCCGAGGAGACCUCAGUACCGCCAGAGGUACCUGAGCAGGGCCGCCCCCAAAAUCCUGGCCAACGAGGCCGUGUGAGGAGGCACCGGAUGGUGUCCGGAGUGCAGGGGAUCCAGAAGACAGCGGACGGUUAUGGGUUAAAAAGCCACGUGAGGACACACACAGGAGAGAAACCAUACCGGUGUUCUGAGGAAAACUGCACCAAGUCUUUCAAGACGUCUGGAGACCUGCAGAAACACGUCAGAACUCACACAGGAGAAAGGCCGUUCAAGUGUCCGUUUGAAGGCUGCGGAAGAUCAUUCACUACGUCCAAUAUCCGAAAGGUCCACAUCCGCACACACACGGGGGAAAGACCAUACUACUGCUCGGAACCAGGGUGUGGCAGAGCCUUCGCCAGUGCAACCAAUUACAAGAACCACGUGCGGAUACACACAGGUGAGAAGCCUUACGUGUGCACAGUACCCGGCUGUGACAAACGCUUCACGGAGUAUUCGAGUUUGUACAAACACCACGUGGUCCAUACGCACUCCAAGCCGUACAACUGCAAUCACUGCGGCAAGACCUACAAGCAGAUCUCCACGCUGGCCAUGCACAAGCGGACGGCUCACAACGACACAGAACCCAUUGAGGAAGAUCAGGAGAGUUUCUUUGUGCCGCAGCCACCUGAUGAAGUGAUCAAAGGCUCCCAGAUCACGUAUGUAACUGGCGUGGACGGAGAGGACGGUAUCUCAGCGACGCAGUCGGGCCAGCAGUUGGCACUCAUUGCCCAGGAUGGCACAUCCCAUGUGGCAAUAGUCGCCCAAGACUUAUCAGCAUUCCACAACUCUGAAACAGGCCCCCAGCACAGCCACAAUCUGGGGGGCAGUGACUCCAGACCCGUUACAUUACUAGCCACUUCCAAUGGGAGACAGAUCGCAGUGCAAAUCGGGGAACAGCAGUCAUUGGAGGAAGCCAUACGAAUCGCUUCGAGGAUACAACAAGGCGAAUCCCCCGGCAUGGAAGAUUAACCACUAAUGGCCCAAACAAUGCGACUAGUUAACUGCAGAGAUCUCUGCCCGCGCCCCCCCCCCAGCUUGCGUGGUAUUGGGUGUAGGCCUCCAGGGGCCCCCACUCUUGUAGAGACACUAGGUUAUCCAAUGACUUUGUAAAUUGUCCUUUUAUCCACACAACAAACCUUCACUUUUUGGAUCGGGGGGGAACAUUGGGGGGGUGGAUUUGUAUAAAAAAUAACUUUUUUGGGGGGGAACCCGGAGGAAACAGACGGAUCUCCCACCACGGAAGUGACAGUUUGUCCCGUUGUACUCGCUGUAAAUAGAUUGUUCCUUCCUCUCUGUUCUGUCUAUAACCUCCCUGCUCUAGAUCUCAUUUCUUAACCUGGGAGUUGUAGUUCAGCAACACCUGGGUCCCGAGGUUAAGAAGCAAGGCUCUAGUGUUUGGGUUAUUCAAGCAAGGGAAUGUCAUUUUCUGUGUAAUAUAUCCUCUCUGUAUGAAUGUCUCUAGGAACAUAUUGAAUGAUUCCGGCACGACGGGGGCAAAUACUGUUUAUAAGCAGGGACUGCCAUGUUGCUUGCCUUGUAAUGUGGGGUUUUACAGACUGAUCAGUAGAAGGCACUGUUGUAUAGAAGGAAACCAUAAGGGUAGACAGGUAUAAGGUGAGCCCUGCGUAUAAAUAGGCUUCAUGCCCCUCGAGUAUUUCAGUCUAUGUUUGUCUAUAGAAGACAUGUAAACAUUUCAAUGUACGCGGGUUACACAGGACACACACGUAUGUUCCCUGCUGACAAUACUUUAAUGGUAGAUUAGAGUGGCGACUUGGUGCUAGUACUUAUAAUAAUGCCGCGCCGGGUCUCCUGUUGUUGCACUUGACCCAGGGCCCCCUGGAAACGGCAAAAGAUCCAAUCCGACGGCGACAUUUCAUGGCAGGACGUAAGCCCCGCCCCUAAAGGGCAGUAUGGCGGCAGCAAUGUGUGAUGUGAGCGCCCGUGUGUUCAUAUACAGUGUUUUAUUUGUACAAAAAUAUGCAAUAAAGACUUUGCUUUUUAACCAGGUGUCCCACGUUCUGUCCCCCCCGUCCUGUUUUACGCCCAUCUGAAAUGUAAAUACGUCAUUCGUUAAUAAAGUUUUCUACGGUA
Xenopus laevis (African clawed frog) is the source of this 3173-nucleotide messenger RNA. RefSeq names its product zinc finger protein 143 S homeolog (gene znf143.S). Lineage: Eukaryota; Metazoa; Chordata; Amphibia; Anura; Pipidae. The transcript is spliced from 16 exons. The record is from RefSeq and is a predicted model, not a curated record. The coding region runs from base 159 to 2051 and encodes 630 amino acids. Gene Ontology annotation, cellular component: chromosome; transcription regulator complex; chromatin. Gene Ontology annotation, biological process: regulation of transcription by RNA polymerase II. Gene Ontology annotation, molecular function: sequence-specific DNA binding; DNA-binding transcription factor activity, RNA polymerase II-specific; RNA polymerase II cis-regulatory region sequence-specific DNA binding.